CUAAACUCAACCAAUUUUUUGCAUCUCAUUCUUUAUUUUUUUCCCUUCUUUAAAGGUGUAGCUGUUAUUUUGGACCAUGUGCUCAUGAUUUAUUCUUUUGGUUAUGAAUAUGAUUGUGCUAGUUCCUUUGUGCAUUGACCUUGCCGAUGGGAAACCUAGUAGUUAGAUUUGUCGAAGACAAUUACAAGGCAAGUGAAUUUUUCUUAUAGACUUGUCUGUUGGUGUAUUUCAUAUAGUUUGCUAUUAAACCUAAGUUGUAUUCUCACAUAACAAAAAUAAGAUUUUCAUGGCUAAGUACUUCUGUGUGAGGCUUCAUGCAUUGUUUGGAGUUGCACUGGCUUUAGGACUAGUGCUGGCUCGAAAGAGUGUGGAUGAACCUGGAAGACCCCCUGGCAUUGUUCUUAGUGCUGCCACUUCUUUUUGGCUUCCUGUUCCUCCUAAACGAGUCUUUGACUUCCUCCGUGAUGAAAACUCAAGGAAUGAGGUGCUUUGGUUUUACCCAUUAUACGUGUUUAGUAUAGUUCUUAGCACAAUUUGGCAAUUAGCAUAUUUUGCUUUACACUACUAAAAUAGAAGCCAAUUGCGCAAUCUUAUUUCAAAGUUUCCUAUUACUACUUCAUUCUUAAUUACAUAAAUGUACAGGUCUUUAUUCUUGUGUAAAAGAACAUAAAUGAACACGUCUCCAUUUUUUUGUUCCUUUACUAGUUU
This is a messenger RNA of Glycine soja, 708 nucleotides long. Its product is annotated as homeobox-leucine zipper protein HDG11-like. Lineage: Eukaryota; Viridiplantae; Streptophyta; Magnoliopsida; Fabales; Fabaceae. The transcript is spliced from 2 exons. Bases 287 to 568 code for a protein of 93 amino acids. The record is from RefSeq and is a predicted model, not a curated record.